AUGGAGCCCCUCUCGAUAGAACUACGAGAUCGCCAGUUGGCCAACAGGCCCCAGCUGCCACCUCCCGAAGGCCAGCACUCGGCCUCACCGCACGCAGAAGAGAUCCCGGAAAGCAGGCAGCAGUUCUCGCUCCCACCUGUCGACCAUGGCAAGCAUGCCUACUUCUUCCUGAUCGCCUGCUUCUUCAUCGAGGCCCUGACUUGGGGCUUCCCCUUUGCCUUUGGCGUCUUUCAGGAUUACUACAGCACCCAUGAGCCGUUUGCCGGAUCACCCUCCGUUCCCAUCAUCGGGACCUGUGCCAUGGGCAUCAUGUAUUUGGACAUCCCCCUCGUCAUGGGCCUCCAGCGACUCUAUCCGCGUCUCGCGAGAUGGUCCCCCGUCAUCGGCUUGCUCGUCAUGUGCACGUCCCUCGCCGCGAGCUCGUUCGCCCAAACGACGACGCACCUCAUCGCCUCCCAGGGUGUCCUCUACGCCCUCGGCGGAUCCAUAUCCUACUGUCCCUGCAUCCUCUUCAUGGACCAAUGGUUCGUCAAACGUAAAGGGCUCGCCUACGGCAUCAUGUGGUCCGGCACCGGCCUCGCCGGCUUUGCCCUACCCUUGCUGCUCGAGUACUUUCUUGGCCAUUGGGGCUUCCGUACCACUCUUCGCAUCUGGGCCCUGAGCCUGCUGCUCCUGACGAUGCCGCUGGCCUAUUUUAUCAAACCCCGCCUGCCGCCCACGGCGACGAUGCACAUCAAACCCUUCAACCUCGACUUUGCCGUGCGUCGCACCUUUGUCCUGCACCAGCUGGCCAACAUCACCGAGGCCCUCGGAUUCUUCCUGCCGGGCAUUUACCUGCCGACCUAUGCUCGUGCCAUUGGGGCCGGCUCCUUUUCGUCCGCUCUGACUAUCCUCCUCGUCAACGUCGCCGCCGUCUUUGGCUGCGCCGCCAUGGGCCUCCUGACCGACCACUUCCACGUCACCACCUGCCUUCUCAUAUCCGCUCUCGGCGCCGCCGUCGGCACCUUUCUCAUAUGGGGGUUUGCAACGAAACUGUCCGUCUUGUUCCUGUUCUGCGUUGUCUACGGCCUCUUCGCCGGCUCCUACACCUCAGCCUGGACAGGCAUCAUGCGCCAGAUCUCCUCCGAACCCCUCAGGGCACGCCGAAACUCGGCCGGCGGUACCUUUGACCCCACCAUGGUGAUCGGCGUCCUGUCAACGGGAAGGGGUAUCGGCAGCGUCGCGUCCGGUCCUCUGAGCCAGCUGCUCAUUAAGGGAAUGCCAUGGCAGGGCAAGGCACUCGGCGCCUACGGCACCGGAUUUGGCCCUCUGAUUGCCUUUACCGGCGCCACCGCUGCCAUGAGCGGCGUCGUAUUUCUUUGGAGGAGGAUAGGCUGGAUGUGA
This is a messenger RNA of Drechmeria coniospora, 1383 nucleotides long. Its product is annotated as MFS monocarboxylate transporter. The record is from RefSeq and is a predicted model, not a curated record. Gene Ontology annotation, molecular function: transmembrane transporter activity. Bases 1 to 1383 code for a protein of 460 amino acids. Lineage: Eukaryota; Fungi; Ascomycota; Sordariomycetes; Hypocreales; Ophiocordycipitaceae. The transcript is spliced from 3 exons. Gene Ontology annotation, biological process: transmembrane transport. Gene Ontology annotation, cellular component: fungal-type vacuole membrane.